Molecule: messenger RNA, 861 nt
Organism: Peronospora belbahrii
Lineage: Eukaryota; Oomycota; Peronosporomycetes; Peronosporales; Peronosporaceae
Source: the annotation of a GenBank genome assembly
AUGGCGACGGGUGUCUUGACAGUGGCUGUGGGUCGCGCAACACGUUUUUUACAAUAUUUAACAAGUGAGAAAGAAUAUAAAGGUGUGAUUCGUCUUGGCAUUACAACGGAUACCGAUGAUAUUACUGGUAAAAUUAGGACACAAGAUCCUGUUUCAUGGGUUAAGGAAAAAGCGGUACAUAUAAGUUUACAAAGAUUCAUUGGAAGAAUUGAUCAAUUUCCUCCACGAGUGAGUGCUAUUAAAAAAGAUGGAGUGAGGUGUUAUAAACUAGUGAGAGCAGAAAAGGACUUUGAGAUCGCGCCAAGACGAGUACAGAUUGAGCAAAUUGAUGUACAAAAGUUUGUAGAAGGAAAUUAUCCUGAGGUGACAAUUCGUGUUGUCUGUGGAGGAGGCACGUACAUCAGGUCAAUUGCACGUGAAUGUGGCGAGGCACUGGUCGUGCCACUCGAGCGAGUGGAUUCAACGUGCAAUUUGCGCAACCGUACUGGUGACUUUUGUGCUGGAGGAACGCUUGCGGAGCUCGUGCGGACUCGAAGUGGAAUCUUCACCAUCACCAAUAGCCUCAACUUGGAUGAGAUUCGAGUUCAAGUAGAGGGAGGACACUCCCCUCUUCAGUCGAUUGAAAGCAUGCUUCAGCAUCUUCCAUUUCUCGAAUUGUCUCGUCAAGCGGCCCAGCGUUGGUUACAUGGCGGUAUCGUGACAAUUUUGGCAGACGAAAUUGAAUAUGUGGAGCCUUACAAGCCUAUUAGAGGCAAGCCUAUUCGUAUUUAUCACCCAUCCUCACCAGAGCUGCUAGGUAUUGCGCAAGUGGACGAACAGGCUCACAACGAGUUUGUACUCAGAAAGCGUUUAUUCAUCUAA